UUUCAUCUGAAUCAAGAAUCUGAAUAUCCUGUUCCUCGAUCUCGCGCGCAUUUCCCCGUCUCUCUCUAUAUCCUCCGGCCUUCCUCGCGCACCCUCGCGCACCACAGCCUCCUAUCUCCCCUCGCGCGCAUCCCCCUUCUCGUCAACAUGGCGGUAGCAACACCUCGAUCCGCCACAGCACCCACUUCCUCCAUCGACUGGACAAAGCUGGGCUUUGGCGAUAGACCUGUUCAUGGCCAAGUCGUCGUCACGCACAAGGAUGGCAAGUGGGGCGAGCCAGAAUGGUCCACUUCGCCAUAUCUUCAUAUCCACAGCGCAUCCGCAGCGCUCAAUUACGGCCAGCAGUGCUUCGAGGGCAUCAAGGCGUUUCGCACCAAGAGCGGCAGCGUGCACAUCUUUAGACCUCAUGCGAAUGCGCACCGCAUCAACUUGAGCGCUCAGACCGCCAGCAUGCCUACCAUUCCCUUGCCGUUGUUUCUAGACGCAUUGCGCAAGGCUGUGGCGGGAAAUUUGGAUUAUGUGCCGCCCUACGGUCCCAACGCAUCUGGAGGCGCCCUGUACAUUCGGCCUCUGUUGCUCGCAACUGGGCCCAGCCUCAUCCUCGAUCCACCCAAGGAGUUUACAUUCGUUGUUUGGGUCACUCCUGUUGGCAGCUUGUACGGCACGGGAGGCAAUCUGCCAGCGAUAGAUGCAUUCGUCUUGGAUACGUUUGACAGAUCGGCUCCCAUGGGAACGGGUCACACCAAGCUCGGAGGCAAUUACGCACCCGUCUUUGGCCCUACUGCUGCUGCCAAGAAGCGAGGUUUUCCCAUCACGCUCCACUUGGAUUCGGCAGAGCACACGUACAUUGACGAGUUUAGCACCUCGAACGCGAUUGGCAUCUCGACCUCCGCUGGCGCCACUCGCUUGAUUGUUCCGGAGUCGCCAAGCAUCUUGAGAUCCGUCACAAAGCUGUCCGUCGUCGACAUUGCCAGCAAGCACCUGGGAUGGGCUGUAGAGCGGCGACCUGUGAAAUUCUCGGAACUCGCACAGGGCAGCUUUGCGGAAUUCUUCGCUGCUGGGACAGCUGCUGGCGUCACACCUGUACGCAGCGUCUCGUACAACACCAAGAAACCGGUACGCAAGGAGCUUGCGCAAGACGAGGCAGCCGAUGCUGCGGAGCAAGCUCUGCCAAUCUGGGAAGAAGCGCCGGGUAACGAGGUCAAGAAGAUUGAGCUUGGAGAUGGACAGACUGCCGGUCCCCUCAGCAGGCAAAUGUGGACUGAGUUGACGUCCUUCCAAUGUGGCGACCGAGAGGACAUUUUUGGGUGGCUCUGGCCGAAAGAAGGCAUCGUCGCCGAAGACGCCAUCACGGCAAAAUGAGGUGGUGCGAGAGGGAAAUGUGCAUCUAAUGAAAGCAAAGCUGCCGCGCACGCCUCUCAAAUCUGUGCGUAGACAUCAAUGUGGACUGCUUUGUGAGACCAAGUCUAUACCCGUAUAGCCAAUCGAGUGGCGGGGGGCCGAGCGUCACGCGAGAGAGGGAUGAAGGAGGAGUGCGUGCGUAUCAGGCGUACCCGCG
This is a messenger RNA of Ceraceosorus guamensis, 1558 nucleotides long. Its product is annotated as branched-chain amino acid aminotransferase II. Gene Ontology annotation, molecular function: branched-chain-amino-acid:2-oxoglutarate transaminase activity. The record is from RefSeq and is a predicted model, not a curated record. Gene Ontology annotation, biological process: branched-chain amino acid metabolic process. The coding region runs from base 148 to 1362 and encodes 404 amino acids. Lineage: Eukaryota; Fungi; Basidiomycota; Exobasidiomycetes; Ceraceosorales; Ceraceosoraceae. The transcript has 5 exons.